Messenger RNA from Pyrenophora tritici-repentis Pt-1C-BFP, 1158 nucleotides. RefSeq lists its product as uncharacterized. Gene Ontology annotation, biological process: arsenite transport; antimonite transmembrane transport. Gene Ontology annotation, cellular component: plasma membrane. Gene Ontology annotation, molecular function: arsenite transmembrane transporter activity; antimonite transmembrane transporter activity; antiporter activity. The record is from RefSeq and is a predicted model, not a curated record. NCBI's taxonomy places the organism in Eukaryota, Fungi, Ascomycota, Dothideomycetes, Pleosporales, Pleosporaceae.
AUGGCCACACCACCGAGCCCAGAAACGCAAGCUACACCUACCUUACCUUCAACACCAAACAAAGAUGUUGACCUCGAGCGCCUCCAACUCAAAGAACAGGUAGCAGUCAACACAGGCUCAGUGAUCAAAGGCCUAGGCUGGCUCGACCGUUUCCUCGCCCUCUGGAUCCUCCUCGCCAUGAUCAUCGGCGUUCUGCUCGGCAAUUUCGUCGAACAAACCGGGCCUGCGCUGCAAAAAGGGAAAUUCGUCGGCGUAUCUGUACCCAUUGCUCUUGGCCUGCUCGUCAUGAUGUAUCCCAUCCUGUGCAAGGUGAGGUACGAGACGUUGCAUCGGCUUUUCCGGACUCGUGCCCUGUGGAUUCAGAUUGGGUUUAGUGUUGUUGUGAAUUGGAUUGUUGCGCCGUUGUUGAUGCUUGGUCUCGCGUGGGCGUUCUUGCCGGAUAGGAGUGACCUCAGGACGGGAUUGAUUCUAGUAGGACUGGCGAGGUGUAUAGCUAUGGUGCUCAUCUGGACUGGGCUCGCCGGUGGAGAUGAAGAAUAUUGCGCUAUCCUAGUAGCAGUGAACUCGAUUCUGCAAAUGGUACUCUACGCCCCUCUCGCCAUUCUGUUUAUCAAGGUCAUCAGCCACGAGACGGGCACGGUAGCCGUUUCCUACGAAACAGUCGCCACAAGCGUUGCCGUCUUCCUCGGCAUACCUCUAGCCGCGGCAAUUGUGACGCGUCUCGUUUUGCGGAAGCUGGUCAGCCCAGAGUGGUACGAUGCCGUGUUUCUGAAGUGGCUGGCUCCGUGGUCACUCAUUGGCCUCCUCUACACUAUCCUCGUCCUGUUUGCUUCUCAAGGGCGCCAGGUCAUCCACCAAAUCGUGUCGGUCGUCCGGGUUGCAGCACCGCUUAUUGUCUACUUUGUGAUAAUCUUCUUCUUCACUUUGUGGGUGUGUAAUAAGCUUGGGUAUGGAUACAAGCUCGGGGCUACCCAGAGUUUUACCGCUGCGAGCAACAAUUUUGAGCUUGCUAUUGCUGUGGCUGUGGCUACUUAUGGUCCGGAUAGCGAUCAGGCACUUGCUGCUACUGUUGGCCCUCUUAUCGAGGUUCCUGUUUUGCUUGCUUUGGUAUAUCUGGUGCGAUGGAUGGGAAAUAGGUGGGCGUGGAGAAAGCCAUAG